This is a messenger RNA of Anopheles gambiae (African malaria mosquito), 3105 nucleotides long. RefSeq names its product aromatic-L-amino-acid decarboxylase (gene Tdc2). Gene Ontology annotation, biological process: amino acid metabolic process. Gene Ontology annotation, molecular function: carboxy-lyase activity; pyridoxal phosphate binding. NCBI's taxonomy places the organism in Eukaryota, Metazoa, Arthropoda, Insecta, Diptera, Culicidae. Bases 752 to 2680 code for a protein of 642 amino acids. The transcript is spliced from 8 exons. The record is from RefSeq and is a predicted model, not a curated record.
UGUUUCCCGUAACGCUUUCCCCUCAGCUCAUCGAGAUCCCUGAAGCGCACACAUCGUCCCCGUGUGCCAUCCCGAUUCCCGGGAAUGUGCUACGCACUGGAAUGCGAUUCGCCGAGAAUCGGUCUCGGCAGAGCGAUGCACUGGAGCGAAAGAAAAGCCUCUAGUGCCGCGGUCUGGGCUGGCACACACCGAGAGCACUAGUGUCGUUCCGUUUUUCCCUACACCCCGGUCAAAGAAGAACGCUUCACGCAAUUAGAAUGCGUUUCGCAUUUUAUCCUUUCGGAAUUACAUGGCCUCACUACUACCCAUCUAACGCCGCUGGUGGAAUGACUGCUAAGCAUCCUUCCGUUAUACAAGAUACCCUCUCUCUGUCAAUCAUUCUCGUCUAAGUUGGAAGAGAUUGUCCCAGAAGCAGAAAGGAGAAAGCUGAACAUCACCCACCCGAACGGAACAGCAAAAGGAUCUAUCCUGACCGACAGAACGGCUAACGGUUCAGUUACCAGCGGGAAGUCGUAGCGUUCGGUUCAGCCAAGCAGGAGGAAAAAAGGAUCCAACCGCAGCAACGGUGCUAAUUUGUAGCUAAGUGCAUUUGUGCUCCAGGCAGUGCUUCAAAGUCACUGGUGAUUGCAGUUCUAGUGAUUAGUGCAAGGUGCAAAGGUACUUCGAAAAUCGGUUAUUUCGGGUGCAGUGGGAAGUGAGGUGAAGCAGCAAGCGUAACAAAGGUCAAGUGAUUUCAUCCACCCAGGACGCUAUGGAUAGUAAAGAGUUCCGACGCCGCGGUACCGAGAUGGUGGAGUACAUCUGCAACUAUCUGGAAACGUUGGAGCAGCGCCGAGUAACGCCGUGCGUUGAGCCAGGCUAUCUGAAGCACCAGCUGCCGGACGAGGCGCCGGAAGAACCGGAACCCUGGGAAAAGAUCAUGCAGGACGUGGAGGAUAAGAUCAUGCCGGGCGUAACGCACUGGCAGCAUCCGCGCUUUCACGCCUACUUUCCGUCCGGUAACUCGUUCCCCUCGAUACUGGGUGACAUGCUGAGCGAUGGGAUCGGGUGUAUCGGGUUUUCGUGGGCGGCCAGCCCGGCCUGUACCGAGCUGGAGACGAUCGUGCUGGAUUGGUUGGGCAAAGCAAUUGGACUGCCCGAUUCGUUUCUUGCACUUAAACCCGGCAGCCGUGGUGGUGGCGUUAUACAGACGUCCGCGUCGGAGUGUGUGCUGGUAACGAUGCUGGCCGCCCGGGCCCAAGCGAUCAAGUAUCUGAAGCAGCAGCACCCGUUCGUCGAGGAGGGCCACCUGCUGUCCAAGCUGAUGGCGUACUGCUCGAAGGAGGCGCACAGCUGCGUCGAAAAGGCGGCCAUGAUCAGCUUCGUCAAGCUGCGCAUCCUCGAGCCGGACGAAAAGUGUUGCCUGCGGGCGGACACACUGAUAAAGGCAAUGGAGGAAGACGAACAGCAGGGUUUGAUACCGUUCUUCGUGUCGACUACGCUCGGUACGACGGGUUCCUGUGCGUUCGACGAUCUGGCCGAGAUCGGGGAGGCCCUGCAGCGCUUCCCGAGCGUCUGGCUGCACGUGGAUGCGGCCUACGCCGGCAAUGCGUUCAUCUGCCCCGAGCUGAAGUACCUGCUUAAGGGCAUCCAGUACGCGGACUCGUUCAACACCAACCCGAACAAGUGGCUGCUGACGAACUUUGACUGCUCGACGCUGUGGGUGCGCGAUCGCAUCCGCCUGACGUCGGCGCUGGUCGUCGAUCCGCUGUAUCUGCAGCACGGGUACACCGAUUCGGCGAUCGACUAUCGGCACUGGGGCGUACCGCUCAGCCGCCGGUUUCGUUCGCUCAAGCUGUGGUUCGUGCUGCGCAGCUACGGCAUCUCCGGGCUGCAGGCGUACAUCCGGCACCAUAUCGAGCUGGCCAAGCGGUUCGAGGCGCUCGUGCUGAAGGACAGCCGAUUCGAGGUGUGCAACGAGGUGCGGCUCGGGCUGGUCUGCUUCCGGCUCAAGGGAACGGACCGGAUCAACGAGAAGCUGCUGAGCAGCAUCAAUGCGUCCGGCAAGCUGCACAUGGUGCCGGCAUCCGUCAACGAUACGUACGUCAUACGGUUCUGUGCCGUGGCGCAAAAUGCCAAGGUUGAGGAUAUUGACUACGCCUGGGACGUCAUAACGGAUUUCGCCUCGGAAAUACUGGAAAAGGAACAGGCGGACGAGGUCAGCGAGAUCGUCGAUCGGCGCAAAACGCACACGCUCGCCCAGAAGCGCUCGUUCUUCGUGCGCAUGGUUAGCGAUCCGAAGAUCUACAAUCCGGCGAUCAACAAGGCUCAGACGCCGCACCGUAUGUCCACCGAGUUGACCUCACCGGGACACGACGGUACCGUGGUGAAGGUACAGUCACCCAAGACACCCGGUUCGGCGACAUGGAUCAGCUGGCCAUUGGCAUUCCUAUUCGCAUCCGCCGAUGAUGGCACGAAGAAUGAUGUCACACUCAGAUUCCGCCACCUUGACACGAUGAUGCGACUAUCGGCUUCACGGCGCAACUCCGCUACGGGCGGAUCGUCCCCAUCGCCCGAAGCCGAAAACGGUAUUACCCUGCUGAAGUCGCCCAAAAAAUCCCCGAUUCUGAUGCGAAAGCGUGGCUCAUCGCCGAACCCACCACCGACGGCGGUGGGUGCGAACAAUGGCUCGGCAAAGUAAAAGACCAAACCCACCACCAUCGCUCACCGCGAUCCGGUUAGCUGUAGGAAAAUGAAAUUGGAAACCAAAUGAAGCAAAACGAACGCCUGGGGGAAGGAAACAACACCGUAUCAGGAAGAAACACAAUAAUCCCGAAUAAUGCACAGGCUCUCUUUUAAUGAAUCUACUACACCUAUCACUCGUUAGUAUAUGAAAUCUCUGACAUCAACACUACCGCUAAAACUAAUACCAAGAAAGACUAGGAAAAGUGUAUCAAUCCACAACUCCCCGCAAGUCUUGGAUCAUUGGAAAGGAAUCUAAACACUCAUGUCCCUGGAACACGCGCAAAAAGAGCGAUCCUCUAGUAGGGUUAGACAAAUGUUGAACUUAUCUUUGCUGUAUUUAUUCCCACAAUCACACAAAUAAACACAAAUGAUCGAAUCAGA